This is a messenger RNA of Odontomachus brunneus, 5241 nucleotides long. It is a transcript of the gene nvy, whose product is annotated as protein CBFA2T1. Gene Ontology annotation, biological process: DNA-templated transcription; negative regulation of DNA-templated transcription. Gene Ontology annotation, cellular component: nucleus. The transcript has 8 exons. The record is from RefSeq and is a predicted model, not a curated record. Gene Ontology annotation, molecular function: transcription corepressor activity. Lineage: Eukaryota; Metazoa; Arthropoda; Insecta; Hymenoptera; Formicidae. The coding region runs from base 681 to 3101 and encodes 806 amino acids.
CGCAUCGCGCAAUGUCGCAGACCUAACUACCUGUGAAAAUGCUCGCGCCGCUAUGGAUGCUGUGCACCUUGCUUGCUACCGGGGUGACGCGAGGAUACAGGGUGUGAGACACGUGACGAGUUGUAAUGCGCGCCGUGCGAUGUAGCAGACACAACGAGACGCUACGCUGUUCGAAACGAGGGGACUGCACCGAAUGAACAGUUUCGCUGAAUUGUUCCGCUGCUUGAACCAAAUACAAGAGUGGAUAGGUGAAAUAUCGUCUUUAUAUGUAAAGUGAUCCAUCCGCUCGCGUGUGGCGUCACGAUUAGAAUAUCAGGGACUUUUGGGUAAAUGACAUUGCAUAAAAUCAAUCGGUGAGUUCUGUUCCCCAUUAUUACGAUAAUUUGUGUCACAGGAAUGACAGAAACUCGCAAAUAUGUACUGUAUGACACUUGCGCGUGUGCGACGGGUGAAUUGCGGGCAACUGUAACAACAGAAGACGAUGCGCCGCGACGUAAAUUAAAAUUAUUGUGACCAUCUGUCACAAUAAAGAUCGACACGUAGUGACCGCGAAUUGUUCUGUGUAUUGCGUGUAAAUCUGCCGCAACUGCGUAGCGCGUAACCAUCGUUCGCGCGAAACACGAGGAUGGAUUGAUUGAUGAACGGCCGUAGAAGAAUCGGUAAGAAAGCGGCUCGCGAGUAUGAAAGUGGAGGGUGGAGCGGCAACGACGACGGUUCUCCACAAGGUCAAGGUUAAGGAAGAGACGAAGGAAUGCUGCGGCUACCAGCAGACCCCGCCGUCGUCGACGUCGGCGGCCACCACCGCGACCAUCGCGACGCUCACCGUCUCCGCCGCGACGGCGAUCACCACCACCGUCACUAACAGCAACGGCGUCUCCAGUGUGGCCGCGAACUCGUCGACGACCACCACGGUGGCCACCGUCGUCGCGGCCGCCGCCCCCGCCGCUCUACAGCCCUCCAGUAUUAUCUGCCAUCCGCCGACGACCGUCUCCGGCGCCGGUAGUACCACCGGCGACCCCUUUCCGGUCGACCUCGAUCUCAAGGCCAAGAACAAGGCAUUGUCCGCGCCGCGGGAGAAGUCACGAGAGGAAGUGGUCCAGCCUGAGGCGCACUCGCCCACCUCUCAGCAGCAUCAAAGGAUUGGUCCGGCGCCUUUGACCGGUCAGCAGAAGCAAGCAAACGGUUCUCGGGCGGAAUACAAAGGUGCGUCCGGUUGCUCGAGGUCCUCCGACAACGACAGCCCCUUGCCCUCGCAGUCGCUCAAGCCAGAGCUUGAAGAGGGAUCUGGUGCUAAUGUUGGGCCCAACGCGUGCAGGACGGACGAGCAGAGCGAUGGAGUCGCGUUGGCGAACGGCACGUCCAGAUGCGUCAGCAGCAUCUUCGCGGGCCAUGGCAAGCUCAAGAGGUUGCUGGGCACCUUGGUGCAAUUCGCCACCGACAUCUCAACGGACACGGGCGACACAGUGCGCACGCUGGUGCUUGCGCUUCUGAGCGGCAGCAUGACCGCGGAGGAAUUCCACUCGGCGCUGCAGGAAGCGACCAACUUUCCGCUCCGAGGAUUCGUCUUGCCGUAUCUCAAGCACACCUUACCCUCCCUGCAGAGGGACUUGAGCAACGCGGCCAGAACGAGCAACCAGAGCUGCGUGCAGUUCCUCCGGUCCAACGAGUCUGCCGUUUUGGAGGCCGUGGGGUUGGCUCCGUCCGGCGAGUCCGUCGAGGUCUUUGGGGAGCACGGGGCGAACGGAAUCGGCGGCGGUAAUCAGUGCUCCACUCAUUACACCAUGCGCUCGAAUUCUAAUCCCGGCGUCGGCGCUAUCCAACACUCGGCCAGCAACGCCGCGGGCGCGUUGCACCAUUAUCCUGGCACCGCUCAUGCACCGAAACGCCGUGCCUCCGACACCCCAUAUUAUGAGAACGGAGCUCUCCUGGACGACAUGCCGGUGUAUGGCAAGAGGCCUACCAAUCCGUGGAGCCAUCACCAUCAGCAGCAGCAACAGCCUCAGCAGCCAACGGACCCGUCCUAUUGCUGGUACCAUCCGCUACACUCUUCGAGCGGAUCGAUUCAAGGUCACGCGCACGGUCACGGUCAUGGGCCGAGCCCAGUGCCGCCUAGUCUCGUGCAGAUUAAUCAGAUAAACGCGUUCUCCGGGCCGCAUCAUCUGACUCAGCAGCCGCAGCAGUCGAUGAGCCACAGUUUGCAGACUCAGAACGGCGGCAGCCUCGACGACGAGUGGAAGAACAUUCAUGUGAUGCUCAACUGCAUCCUCGGCAUGGUCGAGAAAACGAAGAGAGCACUGGCGAUUCUUCAGCGUCGAGGAUGCUCCAGUCCAGCGGCUGCGGCGCCACCACCAGGUGUGGUCGCGGCGCAGAACGGUACCAGCAAUAACGGCAACAGCAACGGUAACAAUCCCUCGUCGACCAACGGCGUACAGGUUGAGUCGUCCACUGGUGAUCGAGAUGGUAGUCUGAAGCGACUGUCCGGCGAGAUUGUCGCGCAGACAAUCAGGGCCACCGAGGACAAGGUGGCUGAAGUGAAACGAAGAGCCGAGGAAGCUGUGUUAGAAGUGAAGAGGGCCGCGGUGGCGGAAAUGCAACGCGCUGUGGCGGUUGCCGUCGCAGAGUCGAGAGCGAAUGAACGUUUGAGGGUUCACCGGUUACUAGAUCUGCCUCUUUCCCAAAGGAAUCAUGGCAAUCUCCGCCAAGGACCUUUCCUGAGGGUUCACGGAAGCUCGAAUGCAGUCGAGACUAAUGCCAGGAAUGUGACGACGCCGACAACCACGCCGAAUUCGGCGGCGUCGACCACCGAGGACGAAAAGGACGUCCACCUCACCAGUAUGAUGGGAUCCAGUUGCUGGAACUGCGGCAGGCCCGCUUUGGAGACUUGCGGGGGCUGUGGAAUCGCCCGGUACUGCGGUUCUUUCUGUCAGCACCGCGACUGGGAGGCUGGCCAUCACGCGACCUGCAACAAUCCGCCGCCGCGCGAACCACGAAGAUCGUCUUCGCGUAGCCCACCGAGGGUCGCCGCCGCGAAUCUGCCCACGGCCGUCAACGAGGUCGAUACUGCACCGGUGGCAUCCGCCGGCGUCUCGAAGGGGAAGUGACGUCGUGGUGCAAGGAACAACCUGGCUCUGCGAUCAGUCAGAUCGAUCGAUCACGAGUCGCGUUAAUCGUGCGCGCGAUUCCACGAGAACUCCCCGCUGUGAAAGAUGGAUGAAUUGAAACGAAUUGAGAGGAAUCCAUUCCUGUGAAAUUAAAUAUCUGACAUUCGAAAUCGGGGAUUGGUUUAAAGAUGUUAGGUUUUUUGCUUUCUCGCUUUCCGAUCGUGUUUCGUGGUAGUUGAAAUGGAAAGAGCGCGAAGCGCGAUAAAUUAUUUAUUAACAAUUCUAUUGAAGCCGAUCCCGAAUUUGGAAAAUUAGAGAUUUUCGCACUCAUAUGAUCAAUUUCUGUCAAUUCUUCUUAAUUCAUCUAUUUUCUACAGGGUUUUUAGCGAUCAUACAUCUUCUGCGUACUCUCAUCGAUGUGUCCUUUUCUUUCUACGAAACUGACUAUGAGAUUUCUUUCGUAAUCCAUUUAAAAAUGUGAAUGAGUCUGGAGAAGAAUCUCUCUAGUUCGACAUAUUUGUGAGAGAGUUGAUUAUUCGCUUGUCAAGACAAACUGCUGGUCGAACUAGCAACUAACUGAUUUUGAUAAGCAGUUGUCCGUUGAAUAGGUACAUCUCUAAUUCCGGCGUUUCAGUCAGGUGAUAAAUAGUCAUAUAAUGAUAAAUAAAAAGAAACUUACAACUGUCAUAAUUGAAACGAAUCUUUAAAGAUACGAAUCUCCAAUUGAUUGAUUUUAAUACUUCAGAAAUUGUCUUUCAACUGAGCUGAAUAAUGAUACUCAAACAUAUUACAAAGAUAUGUAAAAUAGACCGGAACAUCUUAUGAGGCUAUGUUUAAAAUUCACUUUAGGCUGCCUUGGGCUAAUGAUCGAGCAUGGUUAGUGUCAAAAAUGCAUAUAGAUAUGCAGGCAAACUUCUUAACUAAGUCGAUUACACGCCUCGGAUGAAACGUCGGGCAUGAUAAAUGUGUUUUAGGACUUUAUCAAUUAAUCACGCAAAAUUUGAGCAACUGAUUUCACGUCAAGUAGCGUAACCGACCACAUAGGUGUUUGCGUUUUCCGGGUAGAUAGCACCGGCGGAACAGCAUGCACAGCACUGUCGUGAACGUAUACAUUUAUCAGCAUCGUGCCAGCCGUUCUUCUUCUUAUCCUCUAACCGGAUUGCAAAUUUUCAAUCCGUUCAUUAUCUAGAAUUGUAUCAAACAAUAGGAAUAAUGCGUGUCUUAAGCGCUUUCUGCAACUGAAGGAAUAAUAGAUAUCAAUGAAUUCGAUCACAGUGAAUCGCAGCGGAGACAUACGUUUGGUAUUGUCCCAAAUCGACAUUAGCGGUAAAUGUAGCAUUACGAAAAUAACUCUCCCAUUAGCGUAGACAUUUCUUCAUUUCGCUAUUAGCCAAUUAUCGAAUUAUUCACGACGCGAAGCCGAAGAACGCACUCGUCCGAUUAGCGAACUCUUUAUCGCGACUUAGAAGAUGCAAUUGCAUCUUUCGCUUGCUUGUAACGAUUUGACAAAGCACGGAACUUUUACUAUCGUCGAUGCUAUUGAUUGAAUCUAUGAGAUACAUAAAAUUAUAAUGUUGCACGAGUUUUACUUUCUUUCUAUUUUUCUGUUUUUUUACUGCCAAACAAUAGUUUACUAUGCAUUCUUUCACCUGAAUGUAACUUCUUAUCGUGUCUCAAUAUUACAACGCAACAUAUCGUUAUGAAAAUAGGAUGUAUCACGAGAUGAAACUCAUACAUACUUAUAUACGACAAACGCACACACACAUACAUACAAGCGACUUGAUUUUAUCGCGUAUUCACACUCAUCUCGAUGUUUCGUACACGAAAGACGAAUCGCAUCGAUCUUAUCCUAGUCAAUUGAUAGGUUUAAUGAUUGUAACGACUAAUGUAACGUGAGUCGAACCUUUUACUUUGCGCGCACCUCAGGAUAUAAUUAUCACGUAUAUUUAAGUCUAGUCACGAUGAAGAUGAAGUGAAUUUAUCGUCAUAUGCGUUAGGGAACUUUGCUCAAAUCUAUAGACUACGAAUUAUUGUAAUUUUUCCUAGACACAUUGCGUUGCGGGGAUGUAUGAUGGAUUCUAUAAAGUGUAUUUAUAAACUAACGAAAUAUAUGAUUAUUCUAUGUCAGAAUGUAAGAAAA